CCGCUUCAAACUCCUCCUCUCCAAAUCCAUCCAUGUCUCCUCCCCCUCCACCACCAAAUCCUAUAUAAACGAUCGCCAGCCACGCCAUAUCCAAUCCAUUUCCAUCCAACAUUCUAGACACCACUCGAACGAUCGCCACUUCACCACCGCCGCCGCCGAAUCCAUGGAGUACGGCGUCGCCGACGACUACGGGUACGGGUACGGCGGGUACGACGACCAGCAGGAUCUGCCGUCGUCGUCGUCCGUGGACGGUGACGAGUACGCGACGGUGCUGUCGGCGCCGCCGAAGCGCCCCGCGGGUCGGACCAAGUUCCGGGAGACGCGUCACCCGGUGUACCGCGGCGUGCGGCGGCGCGGGCCCGCGGGGCGGUGGGUGUGCGAGGUCCGGGAGCCCAACAAGAAGUCCCGCAUCUGGCUCGGCACCUUCGCCACCGCCGAGGCCGCCGCGCGCGCGCACGACGUCGCCGCGCUCGCGCUCCGCGGCCGAGCCGCCUGCCUCAACUUCGCCGACUCCGCGCGCCUGCUCCGCGUCGACCCCGCCACGCUCGCCACCCCCGACGACAUCCGACGCGCCGCCAUCCAGCUCGCCGAGGACUCCUCUUCCUCCACGCCGGACGCCUCCGCCGCCGCCGCUGCCGUGGCCGUGGCGUCAUCUGCCUCCGUCGGCCAGGCCACGCCCUCGUCGUCCGCGUACCAGGCCGGGGACGACGCCACGGGGGCUGCAAUGUAUGGCGCCGAGUACGCGGCGGCGGCAAUGUAUGGCGCUGGCAUGGACUUCGACCACUCGUAUUACUACGACGGGAUGGUGGGCGGGAACGAGUGGCAGAGCGCCGGCAGCAGCGGGUGGCAUAGCAACGUGGACGCCGGCGACGACGAAGGCGCCGGCGACAUGUCGCUCUGGAGCUAUUACUGAGCUCUGCACUGCACCAGCACAAAUUCAGGUGCUGGGGCUGGCGCUGAUAGGGGCAGGGGAGUCUGAAUUUGAAUUCAAAUGUUCGUAGUAGUAUACACGAGGGAACGGCGAAAGGGCGCGCAAGAAUGCAUUUGCCGUUCUUCUGCCUUUUUUUUUGGUGGGAGAGAAUAAUAAAAGACCUGCAACUCUGCCAAGAGUUUAUACUAUUUUUUUAAAACAUAAAAAGAGGACUCUUGUUUUUCUUCUUCUUCUUCUUAUUUUUUCU
Molecule: messenger RNA, 1178 nt
Organism: Sorghum bicolor (sorghum)
Lineage: Eukaryota; Viridiplantae; Streptophyta; Magnoliopsida; Poales; Poaceae
Product: dehydration-responsive element-binding protein 1C
Exons: 1
Coding region: 164-913 (249 amino acids)
Biological process (GO): regulation of DNA-templated transcription
Molecular function (GO): DNA binding; DNA-binding transcription factor activity
Source: RefSeq, a predicted model, not a curated record